AUGACCAGGGGUGCUUGGAUGCGUCGGCAGCACGAUGAAGGCUUAAAAUAUUGGUUUGCACCCCGAGAGAACGAGAAGCCAUUUACCGAGUCGGAGCGGGCCCAGAGAUGGCGACUGUCGCUGGCCUCUCUGUUGUUCAUCACCGUCCUGCUCUCUGAUCACUUGUGGUUCUGCGCCGAGGCGAAACUGACACGAACCCGAGACAAGCGGUUGGACGAGGGGCUUGCAAUUACAGACAUGGGUGAGCACCAAAACUCCCUCAACCGAAAUCAUACCCCAACAUCACCUGACCCCCGCCGUCUCGCCAGAGAGCAAGAUGCUAUUUUUCUAGGGAAUUCUACCAAACCUCUAUGGCGAAUGGACACCUGUCACCCCGAUAGUGUGUCCAAAGACUGCUUUACUUUCACGGACGCCGAGACCGUGUGCCGGGGCCUCUCCGGUGGAGGGGGAAAGGGGACACAGUUGGCGUACGUGAAUCUGAGCGAUUUGUACCUUUCUUUUUGUAAUUCCUACUCACUUUUGGAUUUGUUUUACGGGUUUACGAGUCUAGACAAUUUGAAUUGCACCCUGGAUAUGGCCAUGGCGGUGGAUCAGCAGGGAUGCAGCGAGUGUGUCCGGGCUUACCAGCUUCUUGACCAGGAGGUGGAGGAGAGGUACCAGGAGUUUGAACUGCUGGUUCAGAAAUACGAGACGGAUGCAUACUCGGUUAGGACGUGCAUGGAGGAAUGCAAGAUGGUUUAUAAGCCCUGGCUGUGUUCUCAGUACUUCCAGACCACCCAGAUGCACUGCACUAAGCGAAUCCCCUGUGGUCAGUACUGCCUGGAGGUGCAGCAGCGGUGCCCCUUCGUCCUUCCCGACAAUGAUGAUCUCAUUCACGGAGGCAGCCCCAGUUUUAUAUGCACAGGGUUGCUGGAGGACUAUCCAUCAGGUGUGAACCCAGAUGCAGAGUGCUGCGAUGUACGGUGGGACUUAAAAGUGGACAACCGUUCCUUGGGGACCUUGAAAAGAACUCACCCGCCAUGCCAGCACCGGACCUCCCUCAGCUCCUCGGCAGCCUGCAGACUGUGUAACAGCCGGCUCAAACUCUGCCUGCUGGUCCUCGUCCUCCUACACACUGUUGCCAGCCUCACUGCAUCCCACAAUGCAACAGGACUGGGCCUCCCCGCUAUCACGCCUCUGGAGGAGAGCCCUGCCAACGAGGAGUGA
Molecule: messenger RNA, 1206 nt
Organism: Scomber japonicus (chub mackerel)
Lineage: Eukaryota; Metazoa; Chordata; Actinopteri; Scombriformes; Scombridae
Gene: nalf1b
Product: NALCN channel auxiliary factor 1
Exons: 3
Coding region: 1-1206 (401 amino acids)
Biological process (GO): calcium ion import across plasma membrane
Cellular component (GO): plasma membrane
Molecular function (GO): stretch-activated, monoatomic cation-selective, calcium channel activity
Source: RefSeq, a predicted model, not a curated record